Molecule: messenger RNA, 597 nt
Organism: Hansenula anomala
Lineage: Eukaryota; Fungi; Ascomycota; Saccharomycetes; Phaffomycetales; Wickerhamomycetaceae
Product: GLTP domain-containing protein
Exons: 2
Coding region: 1-597 (198 amino acids)
Biological process (GO): intermembrane lipid transfer; ceramide transport
Cellular component (GO): cytosol; cytoplasm; membrane
Molecular function (GO): ceramide 1-phosphate transfer activity; ceramide 1-phosphate binding
Source: RefSeq, a predicted model, not a curated record
AUGUCCACCUUCUUUGACGAACAAAAAAAAUCAUUCGUUGACGUCCCAGUCACCGACGGUAAAAUCUCCACAGCUGAAUUCCUUGAUGCUUCAGAAUCAUUGAUCAAAUUAUUUGAUUUAUUAGGUUCCACUGCAUUCACUGUUGUUAAGAAUGAUUUACAAGGUAAUGUCACAAAAGUUCGUACUCGUUUAUUGGAAACACCUGAUAAAUCAGCCACUUUACAAGAUUUAGUAUUGAAUGAAAUUGCUGAGAAAAAAUCCAAAACUGCUACCCAAGGUUUAUUAUGGUUAUCAAGAGGUUUACAAUUCACUGCUCAAGCCAUGAGCGAAACUGUUGAUAAUAAAGAUAAAGAAUUGAAGAAAACUUUCACUGAUGCUUAUAAUAAAACUUUGGUUAAAUAUCAUUCAUUUGUUGUUAAACCAAUCUUUAAAUUAGCAAUGAAUGCAUGUCCUUAUAGAAAAGAUUUUUUUGAAAAAUUGGGCCAAGAUCAAGAAAAAGUCUUGAAACAAUUGAUUGAAUGGUUAGAAGCGUUAGAAAGUAUUGUUAAAAUCAUUUUUGAAUUUUUCGAAAGUGGUAACUAUGGUAAAGGUUUAUAG